AUGCCAAACCCAUUGGCGAUCGCAAAGAUUAGCAUAGAGAAGAGCGGAGGACAGUGGAGGAGAAAGAGAGGCAGUAAUGAGGGGGUUCGGUUAGAGCUUGGUGGCAAGUUGAAUGAAGACAUAAAGCUAUGCACACUAGGUGUGGAGGAGGACAGUUGCAGGGGCUGUGGCUGUGGUUUAGGUGCUGACAAAGUGGAAGCAGCUGAUGUUGAAGAUGGAACCGUGUCUCGGGCUCCGCUGGAUGAUGAAGAUCGUGGGAGCCUAGUUUAUUUUUUGGUAGAGGAAGGGAAUGGUGGUGGCUAG
Dovyalis caffra is the source of this 303-nucleotide messenger RNA. NCBI's taxonomy places the organism in Eukaryota, Viridiplantae, Streptophyta, Magnoliopsida, Malpighiales, Salicaceae. The record is from the annotation of a GenBank genome assembly.